This is a messenger RNA of Spirometra erinaceieuropaei, 537 nucleotides long. Lineage: Eukaryota; Metazoa; Platyhelminthes; Cestoda; Diphyllobothriidea; Diphyllobothriidae. The record is from the annotation of a GenBank genome assembly.
AUGGGCCUGUUCGUCCACAUGCGCAUCCACGAGAGCGGAAUUGACCGCAGUACCGACACAUCCACAACAUCCAACACCCCCACAACGCACAGCCCCACCCCCAUUCCGUCGCCUUGUGCGCCCAAAGCCACCACCACCUCCAUAACCGACCCGACACCACCGACCUUUCAUGCCCACAUUGUCGCCGCACAUUCACCUCACGCAUCGGCCUGGUCGGUCACUUGCGAAUCCAUCGCAAAGAGACUGCGGAACCAGUGCCUGGAGUCCCAACCUACACCCAACGCACCUACCUCCACUGUCCACACUGCCCUCGCACUUCCACGCAUCGCAUGGAUCUAUUCGGCCACAUGCGCGUCUACGAAAUCCUGCGAUAGCCAACCGCCGGCUGCACCACACUAUCACCCCUCCCUCCCUCCCUCACCACCAUCUCAUCACACAUCGACAUCACCCAGCGUAAGCACCCUACUGCCCCCUCCCACGCCAGUGGGAAUUGUGCAUCUCGAGUUGGUCUCUGUGCGGCUCCUGUUGAAUGGGUGA